Danaus chrysippus (African queen) is the source of this 1410-nucleotide messenger RNA. The record is from the annotation of a GenBank genome assembly. NCBI's taxonomy places the organism in Eukaryota, Metazoa, Arthropoda, Insecta, Lepidoptera, Nymphalidae.
UUGUUUCAUUCUUGCAAAAAAUUGUCAAUAUUUAUUGAGAAUAAGAAUGCUAUGGCUUCUAAAGGAAUCAUUGAGAAACUAGCACCCUUGCUAGAUUCACCCAAUGCUGAUUUGGUAAAUGUUACCCUAAAACUUCUUUUCAACUUGACAUUUGACACUAAACUGCGCAAUAAAAUGGUGAAAAUGAGCCUGUUGCCCAAGUUUAUUCAGUUUACAAGUGAUGAUAAACAUAUUAACUUGGCAAUGAAAAUUCUUUAUCAUCUUAGUAUGGAUGACAGAGUGAAAGUUUUGUUUACACAAUCUGAUUGUGUUAAAUUGUUGACAGAUAUGUUGUUGCUGAAUGUGAACAGCGAUUCCAGCUGUGACAACGGUCCUGGUACUACAGAUGUGUUGCUGGCUUUAUGUGUGAACCUAGCGUGGUGUGAGCGAGCCGCCCAGCAGAUGACCUCCGAGGGGCGCCUACGGGAACUCCUCGCUAGGGCUUUCAGACACAGGAAUGCUAUGCUCAUGAAGCUAGUGCGCAAUCUGUCACACCACUCUGUGAAUAAACCGCUUUAUGUGGAGUUCGUCGGUGACAUAGCCGGCGCUGUGACCAGCGAUGACGCGUCCGAUGAAUUUCUCAUAGAGUGUCUGGGUACACUGAGUAACAUACUACAAUCCAACAACAAUAUCGAUAUAUAUGCAGUCGUCGAAAGAUACAACCUCAUACCUUGUAUACUUAAAAUAUUGGAUCCAGCGGCUCAGCGAGAUCCUGAGUUGGUGUUAGAGUGCGUGGUAGCGGCGGGUACUUUGGGUGUGGAGGAGCGAGCAGCUGCGUCACUAGCAGCGGACGGGGGAGACGCGCUAGUAGCCGCUCUCCGACAGAGGCAAGCUGAUGACGAACAUGUACUACAGACGGUGUUCGCCUUCAGACAGAUGCUCUCACAUCCAAAGGCUGCUGAACAUCUCGUCACAAAGACCGAGGCACCAGCUUAUCUCAUCGACCUCAUGCAGGACAAAAAUGUUGAGAUCAGAAAGAUGUGCGAUUCGUGUCUCGAUAUUAUAUCACAAAUGCCCAACGAAUGGGCGGCCAGGAUUAAGGUGGAACGGUUCCGGUGUCACAACGGCCAGUGGUUGUCGGUGGUGGAGACGCUGGGUGCAGAGGGCGGGGCGGGGGACGCAGCGGACGACCUGCCGCCCUACCUCUCCGCUGAAUACCUCACCACACACCGACUUACUACCUCCGAUUCACAAAUUUCUCUUAACGAGGACUCGGAUAGCUUUUCUGGUGAAGCCGACUCAAAUCGAGCUCAUAGCAGGAACACACAGAAUGGACAUGCCGAUGAAUUGUUGGGAUUAUCAGAUUCCUUAUCAGGAAAGACAUUGGAGGAUGAUGCACAGUUCACAAAGAGUUUAGAUUCUUUCACUUAA